AGUACCCGACCGAGGUACCUACUCAACCAGGUGGCAGGUACUAUGUAUUUAGGGAUGUACUACGUACCCCCUUGCUGAAACACUGCAUCGCCCCAAAGGCCUACGCAUGCCAAGACUGUCAAGACAUCGAGGCGCCCCACGAGCCGUGUCAUCAUCGUACACCUAACCUCAGUGCUUACAUACAACAUCGUGUUCAUCGUGUUCGCGACAUCCUCAGUUCAAGUACCCAGAUGAUCUGAUCCCAAAUCUCAGAGAGCGACGACAUGGCUAGGUGAACUCCAUUCAAGCAGUUUCCCAAGUGACACACACCCCAAUUCACGAGUCGGCAUCGAAACCGGAGCUCCCGGCCUACCUCUCUGUCUGGAAUCGACUUUGCUCGACAGCGUGGUUUGCCCUGCAUCUAUCGGCCUGGCCCGACUUGACGCACCCGAGAUUUGCGGCAUCCCGUCUUCUCUCGGUAGCUCUCUCACGAGAAAUAAGCCUCUACGAUGCCCGCCGACCCUCCUCCAACAGUAGCGCAGGCGCUGGCCCUCCCUCCCUCACCAUCUCCCGAACCCUCGCCAACGUCUCCGUCCCACAACGGCCCUCUUCCACCGUGGGCUCGUUCACACGGUUCCGAUGAUCUCUUCGGGGAGACCCGGACUCCGGGGAUGCGUCGUCUAUCAACGCCGUACUCGCGGGGCCGUGCGAGUACCGACCAGCACAGGCCGCUCGCGCAGCGGAUAAUGCAGAGCAGCAUCUCGAUAACGAACAAGCUAGUGAAGCUCUCCAACAGCAUGACGCCCAUGCAGCAAGUGAUUUCCGCAGUAGCCGGGCUCGUGGUGCUUGUCCUAGCCAUUUUGUUCCUCAUCUUCUCCCACCGCAUUUUCGUCGCUCUGCGUCCUCUCGCCGAGGGCUGGAGGAACCUCCCCGGUGGAUGGGCUCUCUUGUUCUUCCUGUCCGCCGUGACGGCCUUCCCGCCAAUAAUCGGGUACAGCACGACCGUCACCAUCGCGGGCUUCAUCUACGGCUUUCCGCGCGGCUGGUUCAUCAUUGCCGCCGCCACCGUCGUCGGGUCGACGGCCUCAUUCAUUGCUAGUCGCACCGUGCUCAGUGCCUAUGUACAUCGGCUUGUCGGUGAGGACCGGCGCUUUGUGGCGCUCGGCCAAGUCUUGCGACACGACGGCUUGCUCGUCUUGGCUGCCAUUCGCCUCUGUCCCUUACCGUUCUCCCUUAGCAACGGAUUUCUUGCCACGAUCCCUAGCAUCUCUCCUGGCACCUUUGCGCUCGCCACUGCUAUUUCCACUCCAAAACUCCUUAUCCACGUUUUCAUCGGUGACCGGCUUGCACAGAUCGCCGAGAACGACGAUAUGCCCCUCGGCACCCGCAUCAUCAAUUACUUGAGUAUCAUUUUUGGCCUCGUCCUCGGCAUUACUGUUGGCUGGUUCGUGUAUCGACGGACGAUGCGACGCGCGAAAGAGCUUGCUGUGGAAGAAGCAGCGGCAACGGAUGACAAUGGUGUUUUGCUUGCUGAUGAGCUUGCCUACAACGAUGUCGAAGAGGGCGUGUUCUUGAGGCGGUCAGGCGAGGGCGAUUCUGCUGCACUUAUGGAUGAAGAUGAUAUCUCGCUCUGGGAUAACACAGAAAGCCCCCACGGCGCUUAUAGAGAUGAAGACGACCCAGAUUUAGGUCUAGACACGGGCGGGUCGGGAUUAGAAAGAGAGGAUACAUCUAAAUCACCUUGACACGAACUAGGUCUACGUAACAAUAUACUUGGGUAACAACUGGCUAUACAUCUUGGCAACGGCGUUGGGACUGGGAAAGGGGCACAUGAAUGGCGCGAUGAUUGUUUAGCUUCAUGAAGGUUUUUUUUCUGGCAACGACAGGUCAUAGCAUCUAUAAAUUACGAGUCACAUCGACAGUUUGGUCCGUCAUAUUACAUUUGUGUAUUAUAGAGGCUCUUUUUACCAAUAAU
Molecule: messenger RNA, 1954 nt
Organism: Xylaria bambusicola
Lineage: Eukaryota; Fungi; Ascomycota; Sordariomycetes; Xylariales; Xylariaceae
Product: tlg2-vesicle protein of
Exons: 1
Coding region: 489-1724 (411 amino acids)
Biological process (GO): mitotic spindle elongation; vesicle-mediated transport
Cellular component (GO): Golgi membrane
Source: RefSeq, a predicted model, not a curated record